GCAGGCAGGCAGACCCGCCGCACUCGGCUCUCGGCUCUGCAGUAGGCAAGAGGGAUCCAAGCGCGGCUCUCGUCCCGUCGUCUCUCGAUUCACCUGCCAAACAACACCGCAGCUGGGCCAAACGCCAAACAGUUUCCUGACUCUGUUUCAAUCUAGUGGAAAUGUGCUUCUCUGUGUAAAACGAUGCAGUUCGCGCUUCGUGCCACCACCGGAUUAUAGAUUCGCGUUUCUCUUUCCUCGCAAUCGCCCAAAGAUGACUGCUCCGACGGCCCUGCUGCUUCUUCUCCUGUUUCCGGCACUUCUCGUGCAAGGCCUGAACACUCAAGCAGACAUCGCCGGACUGGUUGGAGACACAAUGUUGCUGCCGUGCGAAAUUGACACAGAAAAGUGCGGCGAGCUGCAUUCGAUCAAGUGGUAUCGUGGUUCAUCUCGAAUAUUCGUCUUCAGCGAAGCUGCCAAAAUCGCCAGAGCAGAGGGAGAGUACUCUGGACGGGCCGAGCUGCACUACACGACCAAUAUGUCGCGAUCGCACCUGGAGAUUCGUCAGCUGCAGCUGGCGGACGAAGCAGUCUACAAGUGCGAAAUCACUUUCCUCGAAGUUCGCGAGGGAUGUGCAGUGGUGCAGUUCGUCAAUCUCACCGCCCUCAUCAAGCCAGAGUACGUCAAAGUUUUCAACGAGGACGGCAGCGAAAUCAGCAGUUCGAUGCUAAUUGGUCCGUUCCAAGAGGGACAAGAACUGAAACUAAGUUGCCAAUCCGGAGGUGGAAAACCAAUUCCAGAUAUUACUUGGUGGAAUGGCACGCAUAAAUUACCUGGUGCCUUCACUGCCGACCCAGGCUCCAACGGAGUGGGCACCGGCGUCAACAGACUGCAGAUGACCCUGAGCAGGGGUGACCUUGGUGCAAAGUACGAGUGCAGGGUGUCCAGCCGGGCCCUGAGCGCGCCGCUCGUCGUCUCCGUUGAGGUCGACGUCAAUGUGCGGCCGCUGCGGCUGGACCUUUCCGGCGUGGAGGAGCACGUGCACGAGGGCACUGAGGUGGUGCUGAGCUGUCACGUGAGCGGCGCCCGGCCGGCCGCCAACAUUACAUGGUACAAUGGCAGCGAGCCCAUCGGGCGCGACGCCACCGUCACAACGCACGCCGCCGUCCAGCAACCAAGCACAAAAAUAGUCAAAUCAGCCGAUGGCACUUACGAAACUCAGAGUGAGCUGCGAUUCAAAGCGACAAGACACGAGAAUGGCGAAACUUUGACCUGCGAAGCAACAAAUCCAGUAAUCACAAAGGAAAAAGAGCGCCCGAUGAAGGACACAGUCACCCUAGAAGUUCUGUACCCGCCAUCUGUGUUUGUCAGCCCUGAAAAUGUGACUGUGAACGAGUCAACGGACGUCCUCCUCUUUUGUCAAUUCGUCGCCAACCCGUCGGUGCUCAACUCGGCUCAGUGGCUGCGCGAUGGCUUGCCCAUUGCGAUCGACGGGGGCGAGCACUACGAGGGCGGCACCCCCCUGCAGCCUACGCUGCUGAUCAAGAACGCAACCCGGCAUGACCAGGGCACUUACUCGUGCGUACUGGAAAACGCCGUCGGCAAGACGGAGUCGCAGAACGUCGCCUACGUCGCCAUAUACUACAAACCGACGGUGAACCUUGUGAUGGAGCCAACGACUGCCGUGAGCGAGACGGAGCGGCUGAACAUCACCCUGGUGUGCAAGGUGGAGGAGGGCAACCCGCCGUCGCUGCUGGCCGUCCGCUGGUACCUGGACAAACAGCUGCUGAAGGAACUGCCCGACUGCCAGCAGUCGACUCCAGCGGGCCCUGGGGAAAACUCGACCUUCUGCGACAUCGACCCAAGCAAGCUGCUGCUCGAGUCUGUCGGCAGGAACUUCCACGGCAACUACAGCUGCGAGGGCAGGAACGAGGGCGGCUGGGGCCCCAUGUCAGACGACAAGGAGCUCGUCGUCUACUAUCCGCCCGGCCAGGCCGCUCUGACGUUUGAGCCCGCGAAGGUGGUCAAGCGCAGCUCGGUCACCCUGAUGUGCAGCAUCGUCGACUACGGACGCCCUGAGGCGACCUCCUUCCGUUGGCUGCGUGGCCAGCAUCCCAUCCACGAGGUCACCUCGGCCAACUUGACCAUCGACCCCGUCAACCUGGAGACUCUCUCCAACUUCACCUGCUUCGCCUACAAUGAGGGCGGAGAGGGCGAGGGCGCCACCGUGUUCGUUGAUGUGUUUGCUCCUCCAGCAUUCAUUGAGCGUCUGCCGCCGUACCAUGGCGCGUUGAUGAACGCGGAGCACAUUUCGCUGUCGUGCCGGAUCGAGUGCCAGCCGGCGUGUGGCGUCAAGUGGCUAAAGGACGGCCAGCCGAUCCCGCUGGGGAUGGCCAAUUCACGCUACACUGUGAAGACCAACAUCCUGCCGCCAGACCCGCGCACCAACGACUUUGAGUCGGUCGUGUCGACGCUCGUGUGGGACAUGAAGCAGUGGCCCAACGGCGAGCUUGACCGCAUAUACGACAACGCCAACUACACAUGCGAGAGCUCGUCGAACGAGGUCGGCCCAGGGGUCAAGAGCACCACUUUCUUCGGGGUCGAAUACCCUCCAGAGAACGUGAGCGUCUCGGUGCCCGUUUUGAGCGUCGUCGAAGGGCACAUUCCUGAGAAGAUCUUGUGCAACGCCAAAGCUUACCCGGAGCCCUCGUAUCAGUGGCACCGCGAGAACGACACCGAAAUAAGCAUGAAAGGCAACGCGCUGAUUCUCAACUAUCCAAUUCCGAGAUCGAAAGGCGGCAAUUACGUGUGCGAAGCCUUCAAUCGUCACGGAAACAUUACGCAUAAAACUUUCAUCAACGUCUUACACAAGCCUGAGUGCGCCAUCACUCAGCGCGAGAUGGAGGGCAAGCUGGUGCUGAUCUGCAACGCGUCGGCCAACCCCACCGACGUCGACUUCACGUGGAAGAUCAAGAACGAGAACGAGACGAUCGAGGAGAACGUGGAGACGCGUGGCCUCGUCAGCAUCCUCACGCUUGAGUCGCGCGUCGAGAAUUUCCGCACGUAUCUCUGCUUCGCCAACAACUCGGUCGGAAUGUCCAUCCCCUGCGAGAGGGACAUCACUGCAUACCAGGAAAGAAGUAACCCUGGCUGGUGGGCGUCGCUGGACAACGACCACAAACUAAUUUUUGCGUCCAUAAUCACCGGCGCCCUGCUCAUGGUGACCGUCAUUUUCAUCAUUCUGUGCAUCGUGUGCCGGCGUAAGAGAGUCGAAGACAAGUACAAUAACUCCGUGGAGUUGGAGGAGAGAGAAAAUCCGGAAGGAGACGCAAAUCUAACGCCGCCGCGGCAGACGGCCACCCCCGGCGGCGGGGGUGGCGAGCAGCAGCCGCCGCCGGCCGCCAUCCACCGCUGGCCGCUGCGGCCCGGAGUCCACGUGCAUGUGAAUGGCGCCCGAAACCUUUUGACCUCCACUCCCACCUCGAGCACCACCUCGUCGACCGGCAAUUUCGUUAGGGCCUCCUCCCAGUACAGUGCCCUGCCACCGGGCGGGCUCGGCCCGCGAAAGCGAGCCAAAGAGCUGGCCAAGGCCACCGUCUACCCCAGCCCCGGUAACGCCAUCAAUAACAAUUCCAUUUCGGCCGCCGACACGAUGAGCCCAGCAGUGGUGACAUUGAAGAAAUUAGAUGGAAGUACGGUUCAGGUUCAGCCUACCAGAAAGCGCAAAAAGCCAGGGCAAGGCCCAAAUCAGUUCGAUAUCCGAGAUAGACUGAGCCAGGACCCAUCCCUAGAUGGCGAUCGCCAGUUCUACGAGAAUCUUCCCUUCCACGGUAUCCAAUCACCACCAAACAAGCCUCGUGUAUUGAGUGUAGAAGCGAACACAGAGACCACGGAGGGGGCGCCGAGCAGGCCGGAGAGCCCGCUGAGUCGGCAGAACUCGUCGGGUUACGGCUCGACCAGGAGCAAGCCCGAGCAGCCAGAGACGCCGACCAAGCUGUCGUCGUCCAACCCCGAGUUGCAGCCGUCGCCCGACGGCAGGAGGGUGGAAGGGCGGCGCAGUCAGAGGGGUUGCGAGACCCUGCCGCGCUCGCAAGGUAGAAAACCGCGGGCGUGCAGUGUGAAUAUCAUCAAGCCGCUCGAGAUCACUCGAGAGCCGUUUGUAAUUAGUCCGGGCACCAAAGUCGCACUGCCGCACAAGACGAUCACGCUCCAGAAAACGGAGAGAGUCGUCACCACGGUCAGCAUCCAGAACAUUACCAACAGCAAUUACAAAAAGCCACCGGCGCCGAUUCCGCCGCCGGGCGUGCCGCUGCCGCCCCCGAGCACCCCCAGCACCCUGCAGCUACCCAAGCGGGCCUCCACGCCCAAGUGUCCCGUCUCGCCCUCUUCCUCCUCCUCAUCCUGCUCCUCGACGUGCUCGUCGGACGCGUCCACGUCGACCGUCCGGCAGUUCCACUCGCUGCAGCGGCCCAAGUCGAUCGAGACGCGGCCCCUGACGAAGGGCUGCAGGGCCAAGUCGACGCCCAACAUCGCGAGCCAGGCCAAGGCGCCCGUCCCCACCCCCCGCUCGCUUAAAACCUCCUUCUCGUUCUCGACCAAGCCUUCCUCGCCUAUCGCACGGGUCUUUGCCAAGCCGCUUUACCAAAACGUGCCUGUCCGAAUUUCCCCUAACAAGAGUGUGCGGAAAGAAGAGCCACUAACCAGACACAUGGAACAGCAUGGCCUUGCCGCCCCCACCCCCGGCCGCCCCCCGGUGUUGCAGAACCAAAGAUCAAAGAGUACGAAAAACCGAAAGUCGAUGCAGUUCAGCCGGCACCCGUCGACGAGUAGCAGUUCGAGUUCGAGCAGCCUCAGCUCCAGCUCGUUUCCAAACAACGUGCGCAACAACCACCGGACCUACAUCCCCAACCACAUCCACGUGCCGCCGGCGCCGAUGGCCGAGCAGCUCUACUACCCCGGCCAGAAUCACUACUACCAGCCGCAGCAGCCGCCCCCGCAGCUGCAGUUGAACGGUCCGUACGCGAACCACCACUCGCGCACGAUGCCGCGGCACCCGCCGUCGUACAACAACCGCUUCCACUACCCCUCGCCCAUCGAGCCCAACGGCAUCAUCUACGGCAGCGAGCUGCUCGACCAAAACCACCAUUAUUCGCGGAUGAGCCAGUCGUCGCAGUACCUUCCCCAGCUGCACCAGCAGCAGCAGCCCUCGCAAGACCACCACUCGCCAGUGCACAGACCGGACCACAUGACCGACAAUCCGGUGCUCAAGUUCCACGGCUCAGUAGGCAAAGAGAUUGACGUCUAGAGGAGCUGGUGCCGAAAGCCAGUAUAACAUACAUUUAUUAGGAGCCAUUCUGCCUGCAUACUUCCGUACAAGCCUGAUCUUGAGGAUCUCGUCUAUGCGGAUGUUGACUAUCGCUCCUAUGGCCCGAUCAACUAUAAAGCAGC
Cloeon dipterum is the source of this 5427-nucleotide messenger RNA. It is a transcript of the gene nrm, whose product is annotated as neuromusculin. The record is from RefSeq and is a predicted model, not a curated record. The transcript has 25 exons. Bases 254 to 5284 code for a protein of 1676 amino acids. Lineage: Eukaryota; Metazoa; Arthropoda; Insecta; Ephemeroptera; Baetidae.